UCUUCUGGAACUGGAGAAGAAGGCCCCACCCCUUUUCUGAGGCAAGCUUACCCAACCCUUUCUCAUUCCUCCACCCCAGGCCUAAAGCAGGUGAUCUGAUAAGAUGUGGUAGGUUUAAGCGCACUGCUGAGAAAAGAAUAGUAGAGUAACCAGAGGCCUCCUACAGAUAUAGCAGCACCGUGGUGACUUUAGCAUUUCUUCCAGAGACACCUUGAGCUACACAUUAUCUGUUUCACUUUGAAGAAGAUUCAGGAUGUCUGACUCCACCUCCGUUAUGGAGUUUAGUGGGACGCAUCAAGCUUUCCGAGACCGCUGGGCAAAGACAGAUAACGAGAUGUGCAAGCACAGCAUGUCUUUCCACUUGCACAAUACGCUGAGGAAGGAGUUCUUCGCCAGUUACCUGUACCUCCUGGAACAGAUUCCUCUGGUGAAACUCUAUGCUGUGACUUGUGAGUACAUUAAAGGGGAGAAGCAGUUUUACUACAGGGCACAAAACUUCUACAAGGAUGUCCCGGCAUCAGAGGAGGGCAUGAUGGGAGAUUUUGUGGAGAUAUCGGAGAUUGACCUUGAAGGCUCAAGACAGUUCCUGAAGAAGUUUGUUGGUCCAGGAAAGGCUGGCACCAAGCGGGCACUGGACUGUGGCUGUGGAAUCGGGAGGGUGUCUAAAGGAGUUCUGUUUCCUGUGUUUGAAUCCAUGGAGAUGCUUGACAUGAUGGAAGAGUUCAUCCUCCAUGCUCAUGAGUGUUACCUCGGAGAUUACGCAGACAGAGUUGAAGCAUACUACCUUUACAAUCUGCAGGAAUUCAUCCCACCUAAUAAGAGAUACGAUGUCAUCUGGCUGCAGUGGGUUGCCUGUCAUCUUACUGAUAAGGACCUGACAGAGUUUUUAAUGCAUGCUAAGCAGAGCCUGAGGCCGAAUGGUGUGAUCAUCAUAAAGGAUAACAUGGCGCGGCAGGGCUGCAAGCUGGAUCCCAUUGACAGCAGCAUUAUUCGCCAUCUGGACAUCAUGAAGAACAUCAUUCAGACUGCAGGCCUCACCAUACUGGACGUGGAAAAGCAAGAAGGCUUUCCUGAGGUCAUUGUGCCUGUAUGGAUGAUCGCCAUGCACUAAAGCAGAGUAUUUUUUUUAGAUGAAUGUGUUGCACCUAUGUAUAGUAUAUAAUAUAAAUGCAUAAAAUUAUAUAUUUUUUUAAUUCCAUUUACCAGCUGACCUGUAGUAAUUUCAGUGUAAGGAAUCAGUGUUUUUUUUAUUUUUUGUGAUCUUUCCAGUAACUUUUGCAGUUUCGGAAAGCAAUUGAAGCAGGCUAUUUUGUUUCUACUUCAUAAACAUCUACGGUUAAGAUCACGUACGUAGAAGUGCAAAUGUGUUAUUUUGGCUUUGACAGAAAUCUGUGGUGUAGAUUUAUAUAUAUAUAUAUUUCCAUUUUUGUUGAAAUGUAAUAAAUAGAUGUAUAUAAUUGUAUCACGCUUUUCAAAAGAUGUAGUAUUUUGUACAUUUAUUGUAGUAUCAUAAAGAAAAAUAAAUUAUUUAUUUAUUUUUUACAAGAAAAUAAUGCUGUAACUGAAAGAAUUGUGUCAUUAGUCUCUUUCUUUUUGUUAUUUAGAGUACAAAAUGUUAAUCAUUCUGAGUAAUACAUUUUUAAAAAACUGUAUCAAUGACAUUUAUUUUAUUACAACAAAACAUCAUAACAAUAAAGAAAUAAAUCAUUGAACCGUAUUAAUGAACAUUUUCAGAGAUGAUGUCUACCAAAUGCUUUAAGUUGUUGGACAAGUAUGUCUUUUAAACAACAACGCUUUCCAGGUAAAAUGGGCAAAUAUAAAAUAACUUACAGUCCUAGAGGAUCUUUGCUUGCGUACAAUGCUGAAGAUAUGACGAUGAGCAUUUGUUCGAUAUUUCUUGUAAGUAUUCUUUGUGUCUCUUAAAGCAGAUCUCUGCUUCACAUAUUUAAAGAACUGAAGGAAUAAAUAAUGUCAAAAAGUUCAAAACUUCAUUGUAUUUUCCCAACCAUGAAAAACCACACUGUUUAGGUAAAUGGCUCUCAGAUGGUGUCUUUGUAGAGAGGAAGGGAAUUAUCCCUGGUUUUGACAGACUACUCUUUUGUAUCUGCCUUGGGCUGUGUCCAAAUCUGUCAGAACGCAUCUGCAUAAAGAGCAUCAGCAAGUCACCUCAAAUAUUGAGCAUGUAAGCCUCACAAAGAUGUCUUGAGCAGUGCAGUGUAAAAACUCAAGCAGGUCCUUUUCCCUGUGAAUAGGCGGUUUGUUGGGGGAAAAAACGCAAACACUCACAGCACGCAAUGCAGUCAG
Molecule: messenger RNA, 2304 nt
Organism: Carassius auratus (goldfish)
Lineage: Eukaryota; Metazoa; Chordata; Actinopteri; Cypriniformes; Cyprinidae
Product: alpha N-terminal protein methyltransferase 1B
Exons: 4
Coding region: 254-1111 (285 amino acids)
Biological process (GO): N-terminal protein amino acid methylation
Cellular component (GO): cytoplasm
Molecular function (GO): N-terminal protein N-methyltransferase activity
Source: RefSeq, a predicted model, not a curated record